Molecule: messenger RNA, 1180 nt
Organism: Polistes dominula (European paper wasp)
Lineage: Eukaryota; Metazoa; Arthropoda; Insecta; Hymenoptera; Vespidae
Molecular function (GO): 8-oxo-dGDP phosphatase activity
Source: RefSeq, a predicted model, not a curated record
UUUUUUAUCACAGCUGGCUGACGAGGUCGAAACACCAUGACGGAUAAUCAUACGGAUCCAAUGUCACGUUUAUUAAAACUUGCAAACAAAGUCAAUUGCUUUUAUCUGUCAGGGUUCCAUACAGGUAAAUGCAGAGCCUUUGUUGUCGAUGGACAGCAAGUUGGGCUUGUACGACCAGAUGUUAUGACAGAGUUAUUAAAUCAUCCAAAAGUAUUUCAAGUGGAUCCUGAGUUUGUACAACUAAAUCCUGCAUUCCGGGAUUAUGACGAAAGAAGUGCUCGUGUGGAAGAAGUACUACGAAAAUGGAAGGCGGAUGAAAAGUUUAUAACAUUACGCGGUUGGAGGGAAGAAUAUUAUGAAGUCCGUGCUCAAUUUAAUGCAAAACCUUUAUUUAAAAUGGAUCGAUCUGCAACAUGUUUAUUUGGAAUUCGUAAAUACGGUGUUGAUAUAAAUGGAUAUGUUAUGGAUCCUAUAAAAGGUUUGUCAAUAUGGUUACAAAAGCGUAGUCCUAAUAAGCAAACAUGGCCCGGAUAUUGGGACAAUAUGGUCAGUGGUGGAUUAAGUGUUGGUUUUGGUAUUAACGAAACUGCUAUAAAAGAAGCUGGAGAAGAAGCCAGUAUCCCUAAGAAUCUUAUUGAAAAAUUAAAAAGUGUUGGAUGUGUUUCAUUAUUCUUCGAAAGUGAAAGAGGAUUGUUUCCCAAUACAGAAUUUGUUUUUGAUCUUGAAUUGCCGCCAGAUUUUAUUCCAAGUAAUAGUGAUGGAGAAGUAGAAACUUUCGAAUUGCUUCCAGUAAAUGAAUGUUUAGAAAGGAUAGCUUCUACAAAUUUUAAAACUACAUCAGUCCCAGUUGUACUUGACUUUUUAAUUAGACAUGGAUACAUUACUGCAGAGAAUGAGCCUAACUUCAUACAAAUUAUGGAACUCCUUCAUGUUCCACUGCAAACCAUGUACAAUCACCCUUUAAAAAAAUGUAAAAUUACUGCCAAUGGAGAAGCAACUGAGACUCUAGAAAAAAAAAGAGUUUAGGUUUAAUUAGAUAAUUAUUUUUCUGCAUGAUUUGACUAGUUGUUGAAGCAACUUAAGUUUUCGGUUUAAUUUGGAUUGGCUUUUAGUUUUAAUGCGUAAUCAUGUUAUUUUUUUUUUUUAAAUCAGAUAUAUGUAUUUACCAAUUAUAUUUAUU